AUGCUCUGUCCACGUAUUGUCAAUUACGCUUCGAGGUGGCCCCCGCAAGAAAAGAAGUUGCUCGCUGGUGGCUGUAUGCGCACCAUCACCACGGAAGCAAACCCCGUUUCAGUGCCAUUCAGCCCUCUAAGUGGGCGAUCGAUACCCGACUCCACCAUAUCCGGCUCGUGCCAACAAACGAGAUCAGUGAACUUUGGAAUCUCUGCCGCUUGGUAUGAGAGACGGCGAACAAGGAUCUUUGUUCAUCCCCAGAGGAAGUUUGUUGUUCAAGGAUAUAGCGUUGAGCUCGUUCCCUGGGGAGCUGGUGAAGGCCGCCGCCACGCAAAAAUUGUUAAGACUUAUACGAAGCUUCAUCCUAAGCAGCUUCGUUACUACCUCAGCCAUUUCGCGAACUGGAAGAAAUCCGUUACCAUCAAUUCAAUAUCCAACGUACAGGAUGAUUUCGGCCUUGAUUCCGAGUCUUUCUCUAUUUCACUGAGCAAAGUUCUCGAGGAACGAAAGAUUGCCAAGCAUAUGCAGUCAUGGGAGGACAUGCCGCAGUUUGGGAUUGUGGAUGAGGAUUUACCGAGCGAGUUAGACACUGCUGAAUGGUGUGAAGACGCCUGGCCGGAUGGACUAGUACCGCUAAGUCUAGAUCGCAUCGCUACAUUACCACGCGAUUCGCUAUCAUGCGUUGCCCGAGAAGACGAUGGCACGGAGGAGUUUAGUCCCUUUUAGGGCUACGGCAGACACCAUCGGUGCCGCCGAUGCAAGAAGACUAUUGUCGAGUUGUAAAUAGCACCUACCCCUUAUUAUCGUUUUACGCAGAACUCCCCAUUUGCACCAGAGGAGUUCAGGAUUAGGUAAUUGCCGUUCAGCCAAUCCAGAGGGUAGCUGGAAGACUAGGUAGUCAUUAUUAGGGUAUUUUAAGUACACUAUUCUUGAACUGCCACAAGGUUCUAAUAAUAGAGGUGAUUGUUACCAUACAGUAGCUGUGCAUAGUGCGACACGUCUUCUCUUCUAGUCUACCUGGUAUACCAUAAAGGGUGUUAUGUAUUUUUUGACCUUUCCUUUUCUCAUUGCGAAGACCUAUGUACUGUCGCAAGGUCAGCAUCCGAGGUUGUGAAGAUUAGGCCUACGCGGAUUAUACGCGUGGUGUAAUAUUUUAGAGUAGCAAUCGCAUAAUAUGCCUU
Molecule: messenger RNA, 1172 nt
Organism: Daldinia caldariorum
Lineage: Eukaryota; Fungi; Ascomycota; Sordariomycetes; Xylariales; Hypoxylaceae
Exons: 2
Coding region: 1-717 (238 amino acids)
Source: RefSeq, a predicted model, not a curated record